Phyllopteryx taeniolatus (common seadragon) is the source of this 1955-nucleotide messenger RNA. RefSeq names its product forkhead box A3 (gene foxa3). The record is from RefSeq and is a predicted model, not a curated record. The transcript is spliced from 2 exons. Lineage: Eukaryota; Metazoa; Chordata; Actinopteri; Syngnathiformes; Syngnathidae. Gene Ontology annotation, biological process: cell differentiation; anatomical structure morphogenesis; regulation of transcription by RNA polymerase II. Bases 120 to 1433 code for a protein of 437 amino acids. Gene Ontology annotation, molecular function: protein domain specific binding; transcription factor binding; RNA polymerase II cis-regulatory region sequence-specific DNA binding.
UGGUCUUGGGGUGGGGGGGGGGGGGAGCGAGAGCGGGAGGGGAAAAGCGUUGAAAUCCAUAAAGUGUGACGAAGGUGCUCGCAGCGCGUCCAGUUCUCCGCCAAGUUUUCUUCGUGGGGAUGUUGAGCUCGGUGAAGAUGGAAGCGCACGACCUGCCCGAGUCAUGGAAUACUUUCUACAGCGAGGCCAACGAGAUGUAUUCGUCACCCAGCAGCAUGAACUCCGCCCUGGCGUCCAUGGGCUCCAUGGGGCCCCUCAACAGUUACAUCAACCUGAACCCGGCGGGCGGCGGCGGGGGCGGCGGCCUGAACAUGGGCUACCCCGGCCCGGGACUCAGCACGUCGCCGCUGACCUCGGUGGGCUCGGGCCCGGCCCACAUGCCGCUCUCCCCGGUGGCGCCCUCCCUGGGCUCGGCCUCGCUCACCCAGUUGUGUCCGGCCGCCGCCCCCCCGGUCUCCCUGUCCCACUACGGCAACAUGGGCCAGUCCGUGAGCCAGCUGGGCUACCCGUCGGGCGCCUCCCUGAGCCGCGGCGGGCCCAAGGAGAUCCCGCCCAAGCCGUACCGCCGCUCGCUGACGCACGCCAAGCCGCCCUACUCGUACAUCUCGCUCAUCACCAUGGCCAUCCAGCAGAGCGGCAGCAAAAUGCUCACCCUCAACGAGAUCUACCAAUGGAUCAUGGACUUGUUCCCGUACUACCGGGAGAACCAGCAGCGUUGGCAGAACUCCAUCCGCCACUCGUUGUCCUUCAACGACUGCUUCGUCAAGGUGGCCCGCUCGCCCGACAAACCGGGAAAAGGCUCCUACUGGACUCUGCACCCGCAGUCGGGAAACAUGUUCGAGAACGGCUGCUACCUGCGGCGCCAGAAACGCUUCAAAAUCGACGACAAGCUGGCCAAGAAGGCGGGCAAAGACGGCAGCAAGGGGGGCGACGCAUCGGGCGACCGCAGCCCGGCCGGGGGCGGCGGCUCGGACGAAGCCGACUCGGCUCACUCGGACAACUCCCACCCGGGUUCCUCCGACGACCAGACGCUGCCCCGCGGGACCGCCAACGACGCCUUGUUGGUGCCGCUCGACUGCCCGCCGCCGCCCGCCGUGGCGCCCGCCUCCUCUGCCGGCAUCUUCCACACCCAGUCCACCCACCACCUCCCCGGCGCCAUGGGGCAGCACAUGGACCUGCAGAGCGAUGCCCUCAAGUCGCUGGACCCCCACUACAAUUUCAACCACCCGUUCUCCAUCACCAACCUCAUGUCCAACGAGCAGAAGAUGGACCUCAAGUCCUACCAGGACCAGGUGAUGGCGUACAACAGCUACGCCUCCAGCGGCUCGCCCGUGCCGGCCAAGCAGAUCUACGACAGUCCCGGACCGGGGGCCAUGGACUCCGGUGCCUACUACCAGACGCUCUACAGCCGCUCCGUACUCAACGCGUCCUAAUCGAACGCGACACAAAAUGGAGGCUUUCCCAAGAGACUCGGAAAUGGCCGCCACGUUUGGAAAGCCGUUCGAGCUCCCCUCCAGAUCCGAACUUAAGGUCCAUGUACUAGUAGCCUCUUUGUCCUCACAAGUAAGGCAAUUCAGCCCCUGCUAGAACAACUGUGUCUUACAAGUAAUCUUUUUUUGUUAUUCCCACAUUUCGAUACACGAGUAGUGGUCGUGUUUGUCCGCUACUAGUGUCAAUUUUGGCCUACUAGUAUGGAAUAAAACCUUGGUCAACUGAAAAAAAGUACUGAAUUUGAUCAUUUUAAUUGGUUGCACAUGAUUAAAAUGUGGUAAACCGACGUCAUUUUCAAAUAUUAGAAUAAUAAGUUAGUUUAACCCGUUUUAAUCAUGUGUAACCGAUUGACUGAAGUACAUCGUAAGCAUUUUUUUUCCCCCGUGUACUAGGCCCAACUGGUAGGCAUGUGUCACACACUAGUAGCCAUUUGAGCAUUUAUUCCUCAAGAUUUAACCUUAAGG